Otolemur garnettii (small-eared galago) is the source of this 2652-nucleotide messenger RNA. RefSeq names its product pinin, desmosome associated protein (gene PNN). The transcript is spliced from 8 exons. Gene Ontology annotation, cellular component: catalytic step 2 spliceosome. The record is from RefSeq and is a predicted model, not a curated record. Lineage: Eukaryota; Metazoa; Chordata; Mammalia; Primates; Galagidae.
CAAGCCCGGCUGUCAGUCCUUUCGCGUCUCGCGGCGCGGCGCAGCCUGGCGCGGCCUGUAGAGCAGUCUCGAAGCCUGUAGCGGGGAGAAGAUGGCGGUCGCAGUGAGAACUUUGCAGGAGCAGCUAGAAAAGGCCAAAGAGAGCCUAAAGAACUGCUUACUGUUGAACAUUUUUAAUUGUAGGCGUGGAUUCUCAGAUAGUGGAGGAGGACCCCCAGCCAAACAGAGAGACCUUGAAGGUGCAGUCAGUAGGCUGGGCGGGGAGCGUCGGACAAGAAGAGAAUCACGCCAGGAAAGCGACCCAGAGGAUGAUGAUGUUAAGAAGCCAGCAUUGCAGUCUUCAGUUGUAGCUACCUCCAAAGAGCGCACACGUAGAGACCUUAUCCAGGAUCAAAAUAUGGAUGAAAAGGGAAAGCAAAGGAACCGGCGAAUAUUUGGCUUGUUGAUGGGCACUCUUCAAAAAUUUAAGCAGGAAUCCACUGUUGCUACUGAAAGGCAAAAGAGGCGUCAGGAAAUUGAACAAAAACUUGAAGUUCAGGCAGAGGAAGAGAGAAAGCAGGUUGAAAAUGAGAGGAGAGAGCUGUUUGAAGAAAGGCGGGCAUCUAGUUUUGAUUUCUUAGUAUAUAGGUCGCCAGUGGAUUUUUCAUCAUUUUGUGAGUUUUUGAUUACUUACUUGCCAAAAUCCCUCUUCUGUUAUCAUCACUUUACAAAAAGCCAUGUAGAUGAAAUUUAGCAACAAUUUGUGAACAAGUGUAAAAUUGUGACUUUGAGUUUUCUUGAUCAUAAUAAAUUUUACACAUGUAAAUUUUAUUCUUUAGCUUUAUUUGAAGGUAGACGCCUCGAAUUUGCAGAACAAAUAAAUAAAAUGGAGGCUAGGCCUAGAAGACAAUCAAUGAAGGAAAAAGAGCAUCAUCAGGUGGUGCGUAAUGAAGAACAGAAGGCGGAGCCAGAAGAGGGUAAGGUGGCUCAGCGAGAGGAAGAGUUGGAGGAGACAGGUAAUCAGCACAAUGAUGUAGAAAUAGAGGAAGCAGGAGAGGAAGAGGAAAAGGAAGUAGGUAUUGUUCAUAGUGAUGCAGAGAAGGAACAGGAGGAGGAGGAACAAAAACAGGAAAUGGAAGUUAAGAUGGAGGAGGAAACUGAGGUUAGGGAAAGUGAAAAACAGCAGGAUAGUCAGCCUGAAGAAGUUAUGGAUGUUCUAGAGAUGGUUGAGAAUGUCAAAAAUGUAAUUGUUGAGCAGGAGGCGAUGGAAACUAAUCAAGUGGAAAGCUCCAGUACGAGUGGCAGCAGCAGCAGAGACAGUAGCAGCAGCACUAGUAGUAGCAGUGAGAGCAGAAGUCGGAGCAGGGGCCGGGGACAUAAUAGAGAUAGAAAGCACAGAAGGAGCGUGGAUCGGAAGAGAAGGGAUACUUCAGGACUAGAAAGAAGUCACAAAUCUUCAAAAGGUGGUAGUAGUAGAGAUACAAAAGGAUCAAAGGAUAAGAAUUCCCGGUCCGACAGAAAGAGGUCUAUAUCAGAGAGUAGUCGAUCAGGCAAAAGAUCUUCAAGAAGUGAAAGAGACCGAAAAUCAGACAGGAAAGACAAAAGGCGUUAAUGGAAGAAGCCAGGCUUUCUUAGCCUAUUCUUUGCAGCAGAAGAUUUCUUGAUGAGUAAAAGGAUUACCUUUCCUUGUAAGGAGGAUGCUGCCUUAAGAAUUGCAUGUUGUAAAAAAUCUUUUUGGAAAAUACAGACUGUUUGUUUACCAGACAUUCUUGUACUUUUUGCAUAAUUUUGUAAGAGUUAUUUAUCAAAAUUAUGUGAGGUUCCAAAAUAUGUAAAAAUAAUAAUAAUAAAAAAAGAUUAACAUCCCUUGUCAUCUUUUUUAAAUAUCCUAUACUCUUCAGUAAGAAUCUGUAUAUUUUAAUAGGCAAAUCUUUAAGUCUGUUCCCUUCUAAUUCUGUAUCAUACAUUGCUUUUGUAGAAAUAAAUGUGCAUUUCUUUCAUUUUUGGGAUGUCCUUGUUGACACUUGUAUAAUAAAUAUCCUCUUGAUAUUUUCAGCUUUUAUCAGUACAUACUGAACGUGAUUAGAAUGUUUUGGAAGAUUUCCUCACUUUAAUUUGCUUUAGACAAUUAUUUUGAGUUGUCAGAGUCAAGAUCUUUGCAGCUCUGAGGGGGGAACAGUUCUCUUUAAACAUUUACUAAUCUCCUUUGUUAUUUUAAUUGAAACAUUUUUCAGUGUUUCUCAUAUUUAAACCAUAUAUUUGGUAGAUAACUUAAAACAGUAUGAUCUGAUUGGCAUUUCUUCCUGAUUAUGGGAGCAUCAUUCUUUUGUCUUCAUGGUUACUUGUGUGAUACAGCAUAUACAUCUGUUAAAAUAAUCUAGGGGAGGGAGGUAGAAAAGUAUCCUCUAAAUUUGGUUUUUGAGUUUGUGGUCUUGUCUUAACUUUUGUGUUGGCUCUAACUUAAACAUGCCAUAUGUGUUCUCAAGAAUUUUGUUUAAGGAAGUAUUGUGUGAAAGUUUACAAAAUGAAGGAAGUUCAUCUAGACUUUAAUAUGUAAGCAAGAUAACACACAAGUGUACCAAGUGAUUAUUAACUUUGUUGUUUUAAAAUUUGUAUGAACUUGGAGUAUCUGUUGCCCAUUACAUGUGCAAAUAAAUGUGGCUUAGACUUGUG